GCCUUAUGCAAAAAAACAUAGCCUCAUACUUCAAAUCAAGCAAGAAAGGAGAAGAUUCUAAUGAUUAGAUUAAGGAAUAACAAUUUAUAGAGGAAAACCUCAAGAAGGAGAAACUUAUAGCAGAAUUAAAAGUGCCUUCUUCAAAAUCAAAGCAACUCAAUCCAGAGGUGAAAGGUGCAGUUCUAUUCAUGGAUAUGGCAGAAUUAUAUGAACAAGUAGAGUCUACUUUCAAUAUAAAAGGUUGGAGAAAUAAAAGGGUAGAAUUCUAAGGAUGCUAUCAAAGAAUUAGUGGCCAAAUUGUUUAUUAGAAUCAUGAAGGAAAAUAGAGAGGAAUUUGUACCUGCAUAUUUGUUUAGCAUUUUGAAAUUGGGACCUGAUUAUGAAUCAUGGGAAUUGGGGAUUGGACAAGGAAUCAUUGUAAAAUCCAUAAGUGCUGUGUCUGGGAAGAGUGUAUAUAAAAUAUAACUAUGAAAAGGAAAAAUAAGUAAGAGAAUUAAUGAACACAUUGGGAGAUUUAGGUUUGGCGAUUGAAAAAUCCAAAUCAACUUAAACAUCAUUAAAUAAGUUUUUUGUAUCUCAGACAGUCAAGGAGGAAGUUAAAUUAACAAUGAUUUAAGUGUUUAACACUUUGUAGUAAUUGCAAAAAUAAGAAGGCACAGGGAGUUCAUUGGAGAAAGAGAGAAUUCUGACCAAUCUAUUAAGAAUGGCUAAACCAAUUGAAGCUAAAUACAUAAUAAGAUUCAUCGAGAAGAAUCUCAAGAUUGGAGCAGCUGAAAAGACUAUGUAAGCUGCUUUAGCUCGAGCAUUCUAAUUGUAUCACAAGGGGAAUGUGGAAGGGGAUUAUGAAAGCAUAAUAAAUCAAGCAUUAUGUGAAUGCCCAAAUUACAAAAAGAUAAUUGAUACUCUAUUCAGUAUUCAGAGUUUAAAGGAGGUUCCUGAAAUAUGUCAUAUUAUACCAGGAGUGCCCUGUAAACCCAUGUUGGCUAAACCUAUGAAAUCAAUUCAGAUGAUAUUUUAGAGAUUCGAAAAUAUGAAAUUUACCUGUGAAUAUAAAUAUGACGGUUUAAGAGGUCAGAUUCAUUUUGAAAAUGGCCAAGUUAGUAUCUUUUCGAGGAAUUUAGAAAACAUGACCCAAACAUACCCAGAUAUUGUCACCUAUAUUCACACUCAUUAUUAACAUUUGGAUGGAUUUAUUAUUGAUUCUGAAAUUGUUGCUUACGAUGUUGCAAAUAAUCGAAUUUUACCAUUUCAAACUCUAACAAGUAGAGCAAAAAAGAAUGUUGAUUAAAAUCAAAUUGAAGUUCAAGUUUGUUUAUACAUAUUUGAUUUGCUAUAUUUGAACAGGCAAAGUUUUUUGAAAGAGACUUUGGAAAAAAGAAGAUCGACUUUAAGAGACACGUUUAAGGAGGAGGAAGGAAAGUUGAAGUUUGCAACAUCUAGAGACUCUGAAAAUUUUGAAGAAAUUGAAGAAUUUCUUUUAAAUUCCAUCAAAAUGGGAUGUGAAGGUUUGAUGAUAAAGACUUUGGAGGUAAAUUCUCAAUAUGAACCAGCUAAGAGAUCAUUUAAUUGGUUGAAAUUAAAAAAGGAUUAUCUAGAUAAUGGACUGUCUGACACAUUUGAUUUAGUACCUAUUGGGGCUUGUUAUGGAACAGGCAAAAGAAAGGGAUUUUAUGGAAGCUAUUUAUUGGCCUGUUAUAAUGAAGAUAUGGAUUAAUAUGAAACCACUUGCAAAAUUGGCACAGGGUUUAGUGAUGAAAAUUUGGAGAAGUUUUUUUAAUUCUUUCAAGAAUACUUAAUUCCUCAUCCAUUAUCAGAAUAUAAAUGUGAUGGAGUGAAUAUGGAUGUUUGGUUUAGUCCUGUUGUUGUUUGGGAGAUCAAGAGUGCCGACAUUCAAAUAUCACCUAUCUAUAGUGCUUGUUCAACCAUCUUAUAAUUAAAUAAUAAAGGAGUAGGAUUGAGAUUUCCUAGAUUGAUUAAAGUGAGAGAGGACAAGAAGCCUAAUGAAGCCACUAGUUCAUAAUUUUUAUAUGAUGUAUAUAAAUAAUAAGCCGUUGUUGCCAGUAAUAAUACGUUUGAGUAGGAUGAUGAUUUUUAUUGA
This is a messenger RNA of Paramecium octaurelia, 2098 nucleotides long. Lineage: Eukaryota; Ciliophora; Oligohymenophorea; Peniculida; Parameciidae. The record is from the annotation of a GenBank genome assembly.